This is a messenger RNA of Dichomitus squalens LYAD-421 SS1, 1717 nucleotides long. Its product is annotated as phosphatidylserine decarboxylase. Gene Ontology annotation, cellular component: mitochondrion. The record is from RefSeq and is a predicted model, not a curated record. The coding region runs from base 5 to 1585 and encodes 526 amino acids. Gene Ontology annotation, biological process: phosphatidylethanolamine biosynthetic process. The transcript is spliced from 6 exons. Gene Ontology annotation, molecular function: phosphatidylserine decarboxylase activity. Lineage: Eukaryota; Fungi; Basidiomycota; Agaricomycetes; Polyporales; Polyporaceae.
GAGGAUGAAAUUCACGCAACAUAAGUCGUCGCCAUUCUCUACGCUGCUCUCUCGGAGGGCCGCCUUCAAAAGCCACCUCGCGCGUUCUGGGACCUUCUUGCGAACCUCAACCCUCAGGCUACUCUCUCAUGAUGCUCGCAACAACUAUGACAACUCCACCGGAUCGCAUGUACCACUUUACAAACGGCUUGUUGAGGCAUGGCAAAACACCCCUACGAAAUGGUACCCACUCCCCAUAGCUGCUGGCGCACUCCUUCUCGUCGUUUUGCAGUAUCGCAAGAAGUCGACAGCACGGGAGGUCGUAGUAGACGAUGACGGCAACGAGGUUAUUCGAUUGAAAGGUCCCUGGCAUGUUCACGUCAUUGGGGCGCUGCCUUUGAGGAACAUGUCUCGCGUGUGGGGCUACCUCAACUCCCUCGAGCUCCCCGUAUGGUUUCGUCCCAUCGGCUUCCGUAUAUACGCUAGCGUAUUCGGAUGCAACCUGGAAGAGAUCGACCCUCAAGACCUCACACAGUACGCCAGUCUCGGAGAGUUUUUCUACAGAAAGCUCAAGGAUGGCGCACGGCCGGUCGCCGACGCGGUCCUGGUCAGCCCAGCCGAUGGUCGCGUGCUCCAUUUUGGAGUGAUCAAAGACGGUCGGAUUGAGCAAGUCAAGGGGAGCACCUACUCCCUCGACGCCCUUCUCGGCUUGGCACGUCCAGGGACCCCAGCUGUGACGGCGGUCGAGUUCCCUGACCAGAAGAUGGACGAGGUGAACCACCGCCACUUCGCUGACAUUAAUGGCAUCGAGUAUAGUCUGCACGAGCUUCUCGGCACGCCUACCCCGUCAUCAUCCGGCACGUCAACCCCCACCGCCGAAGCGCCUCAUACUCACACGGACGGCGCCGCGCAAACAGGCACAGCGGCCAAGAAGCACGGGGAGCGCGUAGAUGCGUCCGUACCACGCGACCAGACGCUCCCGGAGACUGUCGCGCAAGAUGUGAGCAUGGCCUCGGAGGUUGGCCUGCGUCCCACCGCAGCGCGUAGGGACAGCUUCACCAGCGUGCGGACGAAGCCAGGGAACGACACGUUCUUCAUCGUCAUCUACCUCGCCCCUGGCGAUUAUCACCGUUUCCACAGCCCUGCUGCGUGGGUGGUAGAACGCAGGCGACACUUUGUCGGCGACCUCUUCUCGGUAUCGCCCUGGAUGGCGAAAAGGCUGGAGAACCUGUUCGUGCUGAACGAGCGGGUCGCCCUCCUUGGCCGGUGGAAGUACGGAUUCUUCAGCAUGGUCCCUGUCGGCGCGACGAACGUCGGUAGCAUCAAGAUCAAUUUUGACCAGGCAUUGCGCACCAACGUGGGCUCGCGUAGAGAGCAUCCAGUAGGGACCUUCACGGAAGCCGUCUACUCGGCCGCGUCCCCGAUCCUCAACGGCCAGCCGCUCGUCAAAGGCGAGGAGAUGGGCGGCUUCUGCCUUGGAAGCACCAUCGUCCUCGUCUUCGAGGCGCCGCACAACUUCGACUUCUUCGUCAGCGCGGGCCAAAAGGUCAAGGUGGGCCAAAGGUUGGGAGACACCACUUCUUCGGAAGAAAGCGCUCCCCAAUGAGAGCGCACUUACGGAUACUACGACGGACGAUGUCAUGUCACGCUACUAUUUAGACCAGAUGGACCUAACGCUACGCGGCCCAGAUCGAUUCAACUCGAGGUGUACAUUAAUAGUAAACUAAUGAGUCAUUAC